Molecule: messenger RNA, 1302 nt
Organism: Alosa alosa (allis shad)
Lineage: Eukaryota; Metazoa; Chordata; Actinopteri; Clupeiformes; Clupeidae
Gene: fbxo8
Product: F-box protein 8
Exons: 6
Coding region: 256-1227 (323 amino acids)
Biological process (GO): regulation of ARF protein signal transduction
Molecular function (GO): protein binding; guanyl-nucleotide exchange factor activity
Source: RefSeq, a predicted model, not a curated record
GGGAGGAGAGUAGAAGGAGGAGUCGAGGAAGCUGUAUGUUGAGUGAGUGACGAGGGAGAUUAAAGCUACUGUGACAGAACACAAGUGUCUCCACAAACUGUAGUGAUCUUGUGUAAUUGGACACUGCAUUCUGUUACGAUGACAUCCCGUGGAGAUUGAUAAAGGACAGAGGACUAUUCCUAUAGACGUUGUGGUUACAUUGAACAGGAUUUCGUCGCGGCGGCGGUAGAAUAUUCCAUAAAUACAGAUCUGCAGAUGGGUCAGGGUUUGUGGAGGGUGGCGAGGAACCACCAGCUGCAGCAGGACUUUGGUGAUCCGUGCUACCUGCCACAGGAGCGUGAGGCACAGAGAAUGGGGCAGACGGCGGGCGAGCACCUCGCCGCUCGCCGCAGUGCACCGCACUGCCAGGUGCCCGGCUCCGACAUCAGCCACCUGCUGCGCGUGCGCAAGGGCAAGGGCGAGCAGGGCUUUAUCGACCUGGAGAUGCUCCCGCCCGAGCUCAGCAUCACCAUCCUGUCCUACCUGAAUGCCACCGACCUGUGCCUGGCCUCCUGCGUGUGGCAAGACCUGGGCAACGAUGAGUACCUGUGGCAAGGGUUGUGCAAGUCCACUUGGGGUCACUGUUCCAUAUACAAUAGAAGGGUGCCCGCAGGCUUCUCCUAUAGGAAGCUCUAUAUGCAGCUAGAUGAAGGAAGUCUGACAUUCAAUGCUAACCCACAGGAGGGUAUCGGUUACUUCAUGUCUAAAGGCAUCCUGGUCGACCACCCGCAGGAAAUAGCCAAGUUCAUAUUUUACACGAGAACGCUGAACUGGAAGAUGCUGCGGAUUUAUCUCGAUGAACGGAGAGACGUCCUAGAUGAGUUGGUUACACUGCACAACUUCAGCAACCAGUUCUUGCCCAAUGCGCUGCGGGACUUCUUCAGGCACAUCCACGCCCCAGAGGAGCGGGGCGAGUACCUGGAGACGCUCAUCACCAAGUUCUCUCACCGCUUCUGUGCCUGUAACCCCACACUGGUGCGCGAUGUUGGCCUCAGCCCAGAUGCAGUGUACGUGCUCUGCUACUCGCUCAUCCUGCUGUCCAUCGACCUGACCAGCCCGCACGUCAAGAACAAAAUGUCCAAGCGGGAGUUCAUCCGGAACACACGCCGCGCCGCCCAGAACAUCAGCGAGGACUUUGUGGGUCAUCUCUACGACAACAUCUACCUGAUCGGUCAUGUAGCCGCUUAAAAAACAACCCAGCUGGUAGAAGCAAGAGAGUGAGCAGUUGGCAAAUGUAGUAUGUAUAUAUAUAUUUAUAUAUAU